CAGUUGGUUUUGGGCUUUUGUCUGUUUCGGUCAUGUUUACAAAAGUGAAGCGACAAUAUUUAUUGUUGUAAUAUUGUUUUUUGUUAAUUUAUUGUUUUAUUAAAAAAAGAAGAAAAACAAAUUGUUUUGUUAUUUAUGUUGGACAGACAGACGGUGGAGUUGUCAUAUGUAAACAAUAUUAUUUUUAAAUAAUGCAUUACUUUAAAUGUCUGUGCGUGAGAGACACUUUUUUAGUUCUAAUGUUAAACAUGAAAUAAAACAAAGUGCGGUUUUAAUAAAAUUAAAUGAUACAACAAUAAUAUUUAUAUAAAAACAGAUACAUUUAUUUUUUGGAUAUCUUAAACUGCUGCAACACUUAAAUAAAAACUUCCAAAAAAGCAACAACAUUUUAUGAGCAGCAAAAAAAAAUUAAAAUAAACUGAAAAAAUCAAAAAAACAAUUACAAGGUGAUGGGAUUUAAUAGCAACAACAAUAAUUUAAUUUGCUGACAAUGCUGCAGCAGCAGCAACAAUUACAACGGCCGCAACAGCAGCAAACAAAAACCGAGAGCUUGGGAAAGAAGUACUACCAACAAAAUGUAUACAAAAACUGAUGAAAGAGUGUCUGGAGUUGGGAGUUUUUGUUUAAACACUAACACUCGUUUUCGUAUUCGUACUCGCACUCUUACUCAUUUCACAUCUUGCUGAUAACUGAAUUAUUGGCAACAGCGAUCACUGCGACAGCAGCAGCAACAACAUCACGGCAAACGACGACAACAACUACGACGACGACUUGGCUAAAAGGAAACAAAAACUGGCUUCGUUAGUUGAUUGUCAUCCGUCGUCGCGAGUUGUUUUCAAAACGUCAAACCCAUAAUAUUCGUAUGAGAUGUCAAGGUGAUGCGCGUGUGCAAGUACGCGAUAAUGUUCAUACAACAAAAUAUAAUAAAAAAAACUCGAAGAAACAGAACAACAGAAGUUUGACAAGUAUUUUUUCGACAUAACCCCGGAAGAAUGAUAAAUUAUUUUUAUACUAGUGUUUAAAGUUCAACUAUUGUCAAGAGAACACAACACUCACGCUCUGUUCUAACACCAGAGUUUAAAAAUUAUGUUAAAUAUUGUGUAAACGAAAAACCCCAGUGCAAUAGUGUUCUUAAUUAUUUAAAAGAAAAAGCCACUUUAUCAAAAUAAUACUGAUUAAAAUCAAAAAAAUAUCUAAAAAUAAUAAAUAAAAAAAGAUGGGUACAAAAUCACCGGGUGGACCUCAACGUUGUCGUUUAAUACUUAAACAAUGUAUUGCGGUGCAAUUAUCAAAACCAGGUCAUACACUUGAUGAUUUUUGGAUGUACGAUUCCGGCUACAUGGUUUUUCAGAAUUUCUUGUCUGCAAAUGCACAAUGUUGGUGGAAUGCACCUUUAACGGCGGCUACACGAGCACUCAAAUACGCUGGUCAUGUAGCGCCAGGAAUGCUAUUAGUCAGUGGAGAACCAUGUGCCUUGGAGGUAGUAAGAGGUGCAUAUGCCAGAAGUGUUCUAAAGCCGCCAGCAACUUAUGUCAUCAGUUCAGUUGGUGACAUUGACGAUUGCAUUGUGACACCAAUUAUGCAAGGCCAGUUUACUCCAUUACCUGAAGCUCUUUGUGAUGUUAUUAUGGAUCUGACGGCUGAAGGUCAUUCGGCAACUAUUGAAAAUAUUCGUACAAGAAUUGAAGUGCGCUUUCCACAUAUGACUCCACCCUCAAUUGAAGUGAUUUAUGAUUCUUUGGCACAACUAAUGCAGGAACAAAAAAUCUAUCAAACAGCAAAAGGUUACUUUAUAUUAACACCAGAGCGUCGACGUAGCCGUUCACGACCUCGUAGUCAUCAUAAUGGUUUUAUGGACUUAGAUGAAUCAACUGAUAGUGUUCCCCAGGAACCGCGUACCAUGUUGAUGACUAAUGCUGAAGCUUUGCACUCGUUAUAUGGUGAAAUUUCAACAGAACGUGAUGGUGAUUUGACGCAUCAGUGCAUUCAAACGAAUUUAGCAGAUGUGAUAUGCGGUGGCAAUUCAAAUGACAAAAUUCUUUAUCCUCGAACAUCGAAACGAAGAAGUUCUUCUUUUCCCACACCACGCAGUCUAGAGAGAAGACACAGUUUACGACUCUUUGGUUCAUCGAAACGUUUACAGAGAUGUGCCUCUACAAGAAGUCUAUCAAAAACAUAUGCACAAACUUUAAAUACGGAUAGUAGCAGUUCGGAAUACCAAAGCACAGAUUCUUCAUCACCAAAAAAAGGAUCUUUGCUUUCACGACUAUUUCGUCGAAGUGGGCGAAAUAAGGCGCGACAACUUGAAACAUAUUCCGGCCAAUUUCCUCCAGCUGAAUGGUUUAACUCUAAAGCUGUACAUUUACAUAGUGUGGGCACACAGACACAAGAUCAUGAUAUGCCUACAAUACACACACUAUCGAAUUCGACUUUCUACGAUGGUUCCGAAUUGAGUCAACGCUCAUUAACGCUGCCUCGACGACAUCGACGUAAUUUAUCCAGUGAAUCGACAUUUUUAAUAUCGUCUCGUGAUUGCUCGCCAAUACGAAGACGUUCACCCGCUUAUUGUAGUAGUUCUUUGCCCAGAUCAACGCAAUCAAUACCAGCUACGGCGAAUGGAAACAGCAGUACCGUAGCAGCCACAAAAGGCAAUCAAUCGGCGGCAACAUUAUCAGCACGCACCAGUACACCCUACAAAAGUUCACAAAAGUCUAUACAAAGUGGAUCGGUGGCUCGACACAUGCUGGAGCACUCACCCUCACGAAGCGCCAACUCUUCACAAAAGUCAAAUAAUUCUGGGAGCAGAAGUCAAGAAACUAGAAAUGACUAUCGCAUGUGGCAGAGUGGUCCUUCCAGUUUGGAAUCGGGUAAAACUUCUCUAUACCCUUCAGGUCCUUCAAGUAUUGAUAGUGGUAAAGUAUCAUACAAUAGAGCAAGCGGUCAUUCUAGUCUUGAAUCUCAACGUUCGACAAGCUCAACGGUAAUACAACCCAGAUCUAUAAUCAUGCUUAAUGGCUCUCCUAGAGGGACACCUAGACAUCAAAUACUAAGAGCUAGAAAUGCAGAGCAAGUUAUGCGAAAUCAGUCUUCCACUACUACCAGCACCUCCUUUCCCAUUAAUGAAACUAGGUCCACAAAUAGUCGAGAUACCUCCAAUUCUGAGAAAGCAGAAAAUGCUGCAGCAAUUACCAACUCUACUUCAAAUAACUCCAUAACACUUAAAUUAACCACCUCCAAUGAUGGUCAGCACAAUCUUCCUAACACAAAAAUAGUGGUACAAAACACUCCGGCCCAUAGUGUUAUCACUUUCGAAAAUAGCAAAUUAACAGAAAAUUCAAAUGUGUUUAUCAUUAACAAUGAAACUACAACCAACGAAAGAGGAGAAAUUAUUAGAAAAACCUUAUCCAAACAACACAUGCCAGCAAUGCAGCAAUCGGCAAAUGAUAGACCAGAGAAAAGCAACCAUCAGUCAACAGAAACUGUUAGCGAACAAAAAUCAUCGGAAAAUGGCUCCUGUCGAGAGUCCGAUGCAGAUACGCUGUCAUAUAUGAGUACCUUAUCGGUCGACAAGUCUAAUGAUACCAACAACGAAUUGCCAAAGUUUUCCAAAAAUAUUUAUAAUGAUAAUACGACGACAACCAUGAACAACAGUCGAAAUUUGGGUUUACCACUACUACCUACAAAUACUGGUCAUUUAAUUUAUAAAAACAAUGUGCUCAAGAACUCCGAUUCUCCCGCCCAGUCACCAAGCGAAGAGAAAAGUCUUUCAGUGGUAGAAUUAUCAAAGCCAAAGGCAGAUAUUACAGGUUCUGUGGGCAAUUUAAGAUUUUAUGAAAAAAACUCCAAAGACUCGUUGGCCAAAGCCAUCAAUUCCAAUUGUGAGUUAAACAACUUGCGCUACGAAUCUUCUACGCUUUUGGCAAAAAAUGAUAAUCUCAAUUCAAAUACAUCCUUAAGUGGUGGCAGUUUGGUGCAGAUACUACAAAAGAACAGCAUUUCCCUUGGUAGUGAACCUAAUUUGGCACAAAAAGAUACGAAUUGUGCUACAACGACAGACAAAUCAAUACGUAAGGAUACCCUUGAUCGUCGUCUUAGUCUUUCUAAAGAUCACUCCGAAGCCGAAGAUCUAUUUAACUUUCCCAGCCUAACGGAUUUGUCUUUUAAUUUCACCUCAUUAGCAGCACAAAAAAUAUUACAGGGUGUUAGCUUAAAUAGCAUCGAUACAUUGAUGGAAUUAAACAUGGCUGCAGCGGCUGCUGCUGCGGCGGCUGCCAAUAACACGAAUGCGUCAGCAAUGGAAAAACCACAAAAUAAUCAACCCACAUCUGUAUGUACAGAUUUUGGUCUAGUUUAGCUUUAAACAUACAACAAUGUUGUGAAUGAGUGUGGCACACAACAGCAAGAAUUAAUGAGAUCAUAUUUAAUCGAAAUAAUUAAAUAAAUUAGAUUUUAGUCAAUGACCAAUGUGAGUAAAACAAGUAGAAAUACAUUGAACAUUUACAUAUAAAGCAUACUUUUGGCACAUUUGCGUAAACUGUUAGAUGAAAUUAUUCCCCUAAACAACAUUUAUCUAAACUAAGAAGUAAAUUUAACGUGUUACCAAACAUAGAAAUCCCAAAAAAAAUAUGGAAAACUGGGAUCUUAAGACAAUAACAUACUUAUUAAACAUGUAAAUAUUUUAAUGAAAAAAGUUUUACCAAUCAGCAUUUAAUAUUCUAUAAAAAAUUUAAUAAAAAUUCCAUACCGUUUGAGUGUACUAUAGAAUUACUUGGCCAGUAACCUUCAGCUAAAAUUUUAAUAAUUAACUAUCAGUGCCAAAAUAUACAUACAUACACAAUAUAUUAAAUAACGAAUAAAUUAGUAUAAUAUAAUUGCAAUAGCUCCACUUUUUAGUCAAUAUUUUUAAAUAAUCAGACUUCCCGCUCACAGAUAUAUUAGAGGGAAUACAUUAGGAAAUUUAUAACGUGAAUACAUUUGACUCAGGAUUUAGUUUGAAAAUUCAAAAUUAAACUUGCAUUUAUUUGUUUAAACUUAAUGUGCAUCUUAAAACCAUAAGUGGAAUAAAUUUUUUCGAAAGAAAACUUUAAUGCCAGUUGUAGAAAUAAACACAUUAAUAAAUAUAAUAUCCCAUAUAAAUAUACAUACUUAUACAUAUAUACCCUAUAGAUUUUAUAUUAAAUUUUGUAUAUAAUUAAAAUUACUUAUGUAUAGUAUAUAUAACACAAAUAAUUUAAGUAGUAUUACGCGACAUGUAAUGAACAAUAAUAAAAUAAUUAAAAAAAUAUAUAUAAACAUA
Molecule: messenger RNA, 5296 nt
Organism: Lucilia cuprina (Australian sheep blowfly)
Lineage: Eukaryota; Metazoa; Arthropoda; Insecta; Diptera; Calliphoridae
Gene: knockout
Product: dentin sialophosphoprotein
Exons: 9
Coding region: 1217-4354 (1045 amino acids)
Biological process (GO): positive regulation of transcription by RNA polymerase II
Cellular component (GO): cytoplasm; nucleus
Molecular function (GO): DNA-binding transcription activator activity, RNA polymerase II-specific; RNA polymerase II transcription regulatory region sequence-specific DNA binding
Source: RefSeq, a predicted model, not a curated record